Gigantopelta aegis is the source of this 7369-nucleotide messenger RNA. RefSeq names its product katanin p60 ATPase-containing subunit A-like 2. Gene Ontology annotation, molecular function: ATP binding; protein binding; ATP hydrolysis activity. The transcript is spliced from 17 exons. The coding region runs from base 80 to 1813 and encodes 577 amino acids. The record is from RefSeq and is a predicted model, not a curated record. NCBI's taxonomy places the organism in Eukaryota, Metazoa, Mollusca, Gastropoda, Neomphalida, Peltospiridae.
GCCAUAUUUUGGAUUUGUAUGUCUUCGCGACCGAAACGAUGCAAAUAUAUUUAAGGACUAUUAAAACGAAGUUUGCGUCAUGAGCGAACUGAGCUAUCAGGCUAUCCGAACGGCAAAUCAAGCAAGAGAAGCUGAUGAAGUCAAAACUGAAUCUCGAAAGAAGAAUCUGUUAAUUCUUGUUUUGCACUACCUAUCUGAAGAAGGUUACCUCGAGUCGGCCAACAGUUUAUCGAAAGAGACGAACCUUGACCUCACUCGCUAUGAAGUGUGUGACAACAUCGACCUCAACACCAUCCUCAUGGAGUACGAGUCGUACUAUUACGUCAAGUUCAGCCGCUAUCCCAAGGUCACAAAGAAACUCACACAGAGCGUUUUACCUGGCCGCAGCAUACAAACUGCAUCUGGUGAAAGAAGACAAAACACAGCGAAGCUGACACGAUCAACCAGUGUAAAGAAUAACGUGCCUUCAUUACCAAAGAUUCCACAAGGGUCACAAGGCACCAGCCCCCCUCCAACCUUACCCCCACGCCCACAGUCGGGGAGGGGGAAAAGAACCGUGCAAUCUUCUUCAGUAAGACGCCAAGUGGUGAACGCAUCAGUCAGCAAUGGCAAUUUGCCGGUGACUAAUGGGACGAUGGCCAACGGAGAUCCAGGCACCCUCACCCUGCAUGGUCUCACCGUGUCCAGUAUCCCUCACAGUACCACCGCACACGACAGCACGCCCGCCGAGAGCCCACAUAAGGCAUUUAAACCUGGCAGGAACGGCCAGAUUAUUGACAUCCGUGCAAUGAUCAACGAUGCAACGAAGAUGAAUGCUGAGGAAGGUGUUGAUUCGUCUGAUCGACUGUUGAAACCACUGGGAGGGUACGUUGGUUACAGCAGUGAAAUGAGAGAACUUGCUCAAGUUAUCAGUAGGGAGAUUUAUCACGAAAACCCGAAUGUGAAAUGGGAUGACAUUAUUGGGUUGGAUGAAGCUAAACGACUGGUCAAGGAAGCAGUUGUGUAUCCCAUCAAGUAUCCACAGUUCUUCAAGGGUAUACUGUCACCAUGGAAAGGUCUUCUCCUGUAUGGGCCUCCAGGUACAGGCAAAACCCUGCUAGCUAAGGCUGUGGCGACAGAAUGUCAGACAACAUUUUUCAACAUCUCAGCGUCGAGCAUCGUAAGCAAGUGGCGAGGAGACUCGGAGAAACUCGUGCGGGUUCUGUUUGAGCUGGCACGUUUCCAUGCACCGUCCACAAUAUUUUUAGAUGAACUGGAAUCUUUAAUGAGUCAGCGGGGGUCACAAGGGGGAGGAACUGAACAUGAAGGAAGUCGACGAAUGAAGACGGAAAUUCUUGUUCAGAUGGACGGACUGGCUAAGACUGAUGAUCUUGUGUUUCUGCUGGCUGCGUCAAAUCUUCCUUGGGAGCUGGAUCAUGCGAUGUUGAGACGGCUGGAAAAAAGAAUCAUUGUUGGUUUGCCGACCCUGGAGGCUCGGAAAGCGAUGUUCAUACAUCACCUGCCUACAGUUGUUUGUUCACAGGACGGCAGUGGAUUAGAACUACUAGCUGAGCUGAAUUACGACUGUCUAGCGCAGAAAACAGAGGGCUACUCGGGGUCGGACAUCAGACUGGUGUGCAAAGAAGCGGCCAUGAGACCGGUGAGGAAGAUAUUCGACAUCUUGGAAAAUCUCUCCGAAGGCCAUGAGCUGCACGUGCAACUGGACACAAUUCGGACAGAGGAUGUGCUAUCGGCUCUAGAACGGACGAAACCUUCAGCAAAACACCUCUCUGGCAAGUUCCAAGCCUGGCAGAAGGAGUUCGAAUCAGUUUGAUGAAGACUCUAGUUGUAAAUGUCUUGUUUCGUCACAAAGAUUCAUAGAUCUUUCACAGCAGUUGUUCUGUUACGAGCGUCUUCGUCACAAAUGUCAUACAGCAGUGAUUUCUGUCAGAUGUGGUUUUGUUGGGCAGAUGUUUACUAACACGUUGUCCAGAAGCAGAUGUUUUGUGACAGAUGUCUGUAACGGACAUUAUGUAGGAAUUGUUUUAUUGGAAAUCUCUUGUAGCAGGACGUGAUUGUGUCUGUGAACUGUGCUUUAGAACAUGUGGCUGCUGUUUGAUUAACAACAUAUUUAUUGGACACUUUAACACAAAAUGAUUGGGCAUUCCAGCUUACUGGACCCUCUCAUAAACCGACAGUAUUAAAUAAGACUAUGAUAAUAUGAUUUUACCACACUCAAGGAUUAAUACCAACGAAAGAAGCACUUGAUUUGUCUGAAAAUGAAGUUAUGUGUAGGAAGAAACAAGACUUUAUCAUGCAACCAUACUCUUACUGUGACCUGGUAACACCUAUCUGAAGUGUUAUCACAUCACUGCCUGAUAGUGCCUGUAUUGCUAGCAUGAUAACUUUGGCAUUACUAUAUGUUAUCAGGUUACUAGGAAAUUAAUUCUUCGCACGACAGUGGGUUGAUUGCUCAUUUUUCAAACAUCCAAUUCCAGCAAUAAAAGUUGAACUGCAUAUUAAAUAAAUAUAACUUUUACCCUGCCUGUAACAUUGGAAUACCUUUUUCUUUUAAAUUCUCCCUCCUCCACUCCUAUUAAAAAUGAGCCAACUUUUUAAUUAAGUAUUUAAAUAAAAUAAAACAAUUGGCUUCGUGCAAAGAACAUUUACAUUCGAUGUCACAUGACCACCCAGAAGUAGUGACAUAUAAGCAAAGACGUAGAAAUGUUCAACAGCCAUUGACAUAGAUCUUGAAUCGGAGCCUAAAUAUGUUUAUUUUUACAGAAAAACAGUAAGAGAAUAUGGCAGGGCUCGACCUUAGCGAUAGCCCAGAAUAUUUUGGCUACCAGCUGUUUGCUCGGGCUACCAGAGGUCUAAACCUGGUAGUCCAGUUACUUGCGGUAUAUUUUUGAUUUAAAAAAAAACCCCUAAAAAAUGUCUAACUAAAAAAUAAAUGAUUUUAAUAUUUUCUCACAUUUUUUUUAAAGUUAAAAUUAUGGGGCUACCCAUUUUUAUUGGGGGCUACCAGAUUUUAUAACCUGGUAGCCCGUUUGGCUACUGCUGAAAAAAGUUACGGUCAAGGCCUGUAUGGAGUUGCAUGAUAAAAACAUUUGUUAUCGGGAUACUACAUUUUGAUAUUGAGUUGACUGGCUCACCUGUUACACUGUUUUCUAAAUCUUGCCAAAUAAACAUAUCAAAACGUAGUAACCUGAUACUGUAUGUAGUAAUGAAUCACAUUUAUUUUACUACAUUUAUUGAGCUUGCCAAGCACCAUUUGAGGAAAAUGAUUUCUAGCUUGCUUAAUUUGAUUUAUUCAUGGCAAAGACUUGAUUUGUUAGAAAUAGGUCUAGGUGUGCCACCAAGUAUGGCAGAUGGCUUUCUUAAAUUUACAAUUUUACACUUUUUCGUGAAUAACUCUUGAAUCGUUGAUUUAAAUUUAUGUGCAAUUCUAGACUCACAUUUUGUCGAGAUUAUAAGUGCUGGUUUCUUUUAAUUAUUUCUCUAAUGUAUUUGUAUGUUAAACUAUCAAUUAUUAUAAAUAACAUUUCACAGCCCAGGUUGAAAACAUCACUAGGCAUUCACCAUUUAUAAAAAAUUAUAUCUGAUGGCUGUAACUAAUUAUUAUCUAUUUAUUUAUUUAUUUUAAUUUCUUCACUACUUGUACUUGUGAAUAAUCAGUCAUAAAACCUAUGACAGGUUAAUAUGAGUUUAUGUACUUUGUUAAUGUUUUUGGGUUUUUUUUUUAUGAUUGAAAUGUUUGGAUUUAUAACUCAAGUUGUCUACUCCUGAAUUGGUCAGCCUUCUAAAUGUUAAACUUAAAGUGUAUACAAUUCAGUGACAAUCGGUUUCUUCCUUGUGUAUUACUCUCAUUGCAUUCAUAGCGUCUUAUGAAAUUGCAAGCUCCACUGUGAUAUUCCUGUUUUAAAAUUAGCAAUAUUCCAUCCAUUGGAUGUACCUCCAUUGUGUAUAUGUCUGUACCCGUCCUUACUGUAUAAGAUACAUCCUGGCUCAUAUUUAGUGUCCAACACUACAGAAAUUGCAAAAUCAGUUUCUGUGAUGUUAAUCUUGUGGCUAGAUGCUAAAUUUAAACCUGAAAACACACCGUACAGGGCUUAAGCAGAUCCCUGCCUUUACGUUCAACGACAUCGAGCAAAGCUAACAUACGCAGACUGUGUGAUUCCAAUGUAGCCAUUCGGUAUAAUGUGAAGUGCAUAAACCAGUUUAGCAAAUGUUUUUCUGCUUGGUCUGGUUGAACUUACUAGUUAGUCCAGGUUGUUUGUGUUUUAUGUCUGUAUGCACAUUUGUCUUCACAUAAAUAUUAUUGUUAUUAUGUGUUAACAACAUUCCGUCCGUAUAUGUUUUAUCAUCAGACUGCACUGCAUUCAUAGUUGAGUCAAAAUGAUUGCGAUAUUGUGUAAUUUUAUAUUAUUUAUAUUUUGUUAUAUUUUUUUCUAGACCAGUGUUUCUCAAACAUUUAUAUCUGAAGGAAUGUGGGGUUGUGGCUAAACAAUUUUAAAUGUCUGAGUAAGUGGCCAAACAUCUCAACAUUUUAUUGGGUAUGGUCGGGGGGGGGGGGGGGGGGGGGCCUGUCCCAAGAAUUUUGUAAUAAUUUAAAGCAUAUUAGUGCUACAUAAAAAAAAAAAAGUACUUGGUUGAAAGUACCAGGCUGUAAUUUUGAAUGAUGGGUAUCUAUGCGUGGCCUAACUACGACGUACUUCUUGAAUGGUAAAAUAUAACUGUUGUGCACAAUACACAGGUUGAUGACAAACAUUGGUCUACAUGACUAGAGUGAUAGUAAGCUUUUCACUUUACCUCUUUCACAUAUUCUAGUCCAUUUGCUGUUAUAAUAAUACUGUAGAUCUUGAAAUUAAUGCAGUCAUAAUAUUAAUGCGAAAAUGCAAGAGUGCGUUAUUCGCAUUAAUAAUAUUAUGCAUUUAUUUCUGUUUUGUGUGUGUCCCACGUUAUUAAAACAUAACCCUCAAAAAAUUAAAAUUGUAACAUGUUUAUAAAACAGAACUGGAAAAUAAUUCAUUGUAAGCGAGACAGACUAAUUGUUGAAUAGUCCAGCAAGGCAUGUGUCACACGCUAUUAAAACAAAGAUUAAAAUUCUAAUACAUUUAUAAAACAACUGGAACACAAUUCAUCGUAGACGAGACAGACUAAUUGUCCAAUAGUCAAGCAAGCUGCCAGCCACGUGUGACGAUUACAGGGUCUUUGGCCACCCUUUCAAAAGUCAACACGAUGGUAUAUAGUACAUGUAUCCUAAUGUUUAGCCAGAUUUAGGUAACUAAACACACUAUGUAAAUGAGUUCCGCAAACUUAUGCUUGAGUUGAUCUUAUCAAAAACAAUAGGACUAAACAGGUUAACUGAUGUGUACACAGAUGCUUGUAACUUGGAUUUAACUGAAAAGUACACAGACAUGUGGUGUUCCUGUUAGGAAAGUUAAUUAUAUGAUUUCCUCCGUUCUGAUUGGACGACAUCACUUAAAAACUAUGCUUACCUUUGAUAAACCUCAGAAGAUGACGUCAUUAGCCAACUGGGAUGUCAUUAUAUAAAACGAUCAUGAAAAGAACGUUAGAAACUGAUUUUUGUGUAUUUUUAACUAAAUAAAAGUGUUGUUUGUAAUUAUAAGAAUUGUUCAUAAAUAUUUUUAAAUUUAUCGAUGUAUAACGGUCACAAUUUGUGACCGUUAUACAUUGAUUAAAUUCACACAAAAACUACGAACAAUUCUUAUAUAAUUAAUCCAUUUGUCAGAAAAUAAAUAAGAACAAGUCAUCACAUUAUUUCUUUUGAAAUGGAUUGGAAUCUAACAGACUAGUUUUAUUUUUAUUUUAUGUUCAUUUCAGUCUGAACAAAUCUCUCUAUUUUACUGUUGGUAUUGAAGUUUAAAAAAAAAAAUACAUGUGUGUACUAUCAUUAAUAAACAGGAGUGCUUUAAUAUAAUUAACUUAUUUGUUUUAAGGCUUUAAACAUUUAUUAUGUUUACGACAAAAUGGGAGCCUCAGGUUACCGGAAACGUACACUUUUUUUCCAUGCCUAUACUCGAGUGCUUUCUUAUAUGUUAUUGUCAAUAAAACAAGAGAAUUGGUCACUCGAUUUGGUUUUAAGUUGCAGACUGUAACAUGUAUCUAAACUACGUCUGUUCAAAGAGUUGACAAAUAGUCAUUUGUAUAAAUAAAUAAUUUUACAUUUUCACAUACUUCCCAACGUGAUAUCCACCUCUACCAGUUUAACACUGAUGUAAAGGAGAGUUCAUACUUGUUACAUCAAAAUCCAGUGAUCAAUUCCUUUUAUGUGUUUCAAGUUUAAAGGUGCUAUAUCAUAGUUACAAGUGUCGGUGUUCACAAUAUAAUAUUUGUGACAGAUAACAACAAAUUAAUCAUAUAAUCCUUGCAUAAUUAACUGGGGGGGGGGGGGGGGGGGGGUAUGUCAAAAUUGAAAUGGGUUUUAAUGCUGUGUAAACAGUCAUGUUUAGUACAGAUAUAUUCCUCUCUUAACAAAUCUUUUUAACAAAAUCUAAUAUGUUGACUGUUAGUGGAUAGAUAGGGCAGUUUCAGACACGAGUUGUACAUACAGCCAAUUUGUCAGCAACAUCUUCUUGGCAUAACAUCGUGUUUACCUGAUUUAAAUGUGCCCUAAUUUUGUCAGCAACAUCUUCUUGGCAUAACAUCGUGUUUACCUCAUUUAAAUGUGCCCUAAUUGUAUCGGUUGUCAUCUGAAGAUUUUCCAGUAACUUUUGUAGUUUUCUACCAGUAAAUUAAAUUAUUUUGUUCUAAUUUUUGCAUAGGCAUAUAGCCUAAUUAAAGCUACAUUUUGUAUGUUUAAUAUUUCAAAGCAAAAGUUUAUCAAUAAUUUUGACAGAAAAAGUUAGUUUGUUUUGUUUAGUGACACCACUAGAGCACAUCAAUUUAUUCAUCAUUGGCUACUGGAUGUUAAAAUUUUUGUAAUUUUUAGUCUUUAAGACAUAGGCCUAAUUAAAGCUACAUUUUUGUUUUUAGUUGUAAGGGAUUUUUUAUAUGCACCGUUCCACAGAUAAGAUAGCACAUACCAUGGACUCAGUCGUGGUGCACUGGUUGGAACAAGAAAUAGCCCAGUGGGUCCACCGAUGGGGAUACACAUCAGGCAAACUACCAAUGGGCUAUGUCUCGCUCCCCCUUUGACAGAAAGCCUCCAUUAUGAAACUUUGAGAUAGCACCUUUAAUAUGCUCAAUUAUGUAUAUAGAAUGGCUCUCACAGAUAUAUACAUGUGGUAUUCCAUAUCCAGCAAAGCGAGUCUGGUCUUUUAUAGCAUGCAUCCAGCAAAUUGAAUUGAGUCUUUCUUUGAUGUUGUAUAUGCAGAUAAUUAUAUGUAUUACAGAGUAUGAAAAUAUAACGAUUUUAAAACUCCAA